Molecule: messenger RNA, 2040 nt
Organism: Lotus japonicus
Lineage: Eukaryota; Viridiplantae; Streptophyta; Magnoliopsida; Fabales; Fabaceae
Product: UDP-glucuronic acid decarboxylase 2-like
Exons: 7
Coding region: 417-1709 (430 amino acids)
Biological process (GO): D-xylose metabolic process
Cellular component (GO): cytoplasm
Molecular function (GO): NAD+ binding; UDP-glucuronate decarboxylase activity
Source: RefSeq, a predicted model, not a curated record
CCACUGCAUAUUUGAAUCAAUGAAUGGUUCAUUGUUUCCAUUCAUUCUCUAACUCUAUUUUCUAUUUUAAUCAAUUUAAUCACUACUAGUACUUGUUUCCCUUUCUGAAAAAAUCUUCAAUCUCACUCACCCACCAUUGACCCUGCACCCAAAUGCAGCCGUCCACACUUUUCAAGGGCAUUCCCGUCAUUCCACAAAACCCCUUUUCCCCUUAAACACUCCCACUUCUCUGUUUAAAUACUCUGCAGAUCUCCACCUCCAUUCAUUUCUCCCUCAUCUAACCACCACCGUGCCGCCGGCGACCGAGUUCCGGCGACUUCCCAACUCGUAACUCAGUCAAUCUUCUAAUCAUCUUCUCUUCACACCACUUCACAAAAUCCCUGACUCCAUUUUUCUGGAAUUUCAAACCAGGAAAAAUGGGUUCGGAAUUGAAUUACAGAAGGCACGACGAGACCCGACCCGUUAACGAUGCUUACUCUCCUAAACCCGACAAACCAUGGCUCUCUGUAACCCGCCCGAUUCGCUACAUGCUCCGCGAGCAGCGACUCCUCUUCGUCCUCGCCGGCGUCGCCAUAGCCACCGUCUUCUUCACCGUCGUCCCUUCCUCUUCCUCCUCAUCCUCCUCCUUCACCACCACCUCCCUUAAUGAGCCGGUCCCGAUCUCUUACUUCAACCACGAGUACAAGCAGCCGGCGUUCCACCACCGCAUCCACUCCGUCGGGAAGAUUCCACUGGGGAUCAAGCGAAAGGGGCUCCGGAUCGUUGUCACCGGCGGAGCCGGUUUCGUCGGGUCGCACCUGGUGGAUCGGUUGAUGGCGAGAGGCGACAGUGUGAUCGUGGUUGACAAUUUCUUCACCGGGAGGAAGGAGAACGUGAUGCACCACUUUGGAAACCCUAGGUUUGAACUCAUCCGCCACGACGUCGUUGAGCCUCUCUUGCUUGAAGUCGAUCAGAUCUACCAUCUCGCUUGCCCUGCUUCCCCUGUUCACUACAAGUUCAACCCUGUCAAAACUAUCAUAUCCAAUGUGGUGGGUACACUGAACAUGCUGGGUUUGGCUAAGAGAGUUGGUGCGAGAUUCUUGCUAACCAGUACCAGUGAGGUUUAUGGAGAUCCUCUGCAGCAUCCUCAGAAGGAAACCUACUGGGGCAACGUCAAUCCUAUUGGUGUUCGAAGUUGCUACGACGAGGGAAAGCGUACGGCGGAGACAUUGACCAUGGACUACCACCGAGGGGCCGGUGUUGAGGUUAGAAUUGCUAGAAUCUUCAACACCUACGGACCCCGAAUGUGCUUAGAUGAUGGCCGUGUCGUUAGUAACUUUGUUGCUCAGGCACUGAGGAAGGAGCCUUUGACUGUUUAUGGUGAUGGGAAGCAGACAAGAAGUUUCCAAUAUGUGUCUGAUUUGGUGGAGGGUCUGAUGCGCCUUAUGGAAGGAGAACACGUAGGACCUUUCAACCUUGGAAAUCCGGGUGAAUUCACAAUGCUUGAACUUGCCAAGGUGGUCCAAGAAACAAUCGACCCAGAUGCAAAGAUAGAGUACAGGCCCAACACAGAGGAUGACCCUCACAAGAGAAAGCCUGAUAUUGAUAGGGCCAAGGAGCUACUUGGCUGGGAACCAAAGGUGGACCUGCACAAGGGCCUCCCUCUCAUGGUUUCUGACUUCCGACAACGCAUUUUUGGUGACCACAAGGAAGGUGCAACCGUCGCCUAAUUCUUGCUCAGACCAUGUUAUGUGUACCUUAGAGUGAGAAGAAAGGGAAGAGAAGAUGCUAGUUCCAGGAUAACAGUAGUACAUUUCCCUAUCACCCCCAGAGGUUCAUUAGUAACAGCAGCAUAUGAUCUUCAUUUUGUGGUUCGUUCUUCAUCAAUCUUUAUAUGCGGGUUAUUAUUACCUUCUUUGAAAAUUUGUAGCCAGUCAUGAUGAUUUCAUUUAUCAAAUUCCUGUUAUCUAUAUUCUAUUUCUACAUUUUGUUUUAUGUAAUUGGUAUGUAUAAGAGACUACAGUUAUAGUUAUUUCAACAUAUUUACCUUUACAUUUUCUA